Daktulosphaira vitifoliae (grape phylloxera) is the source of this 586-nucleotide messenger RNA. RefSeq names its product serine-rich 25 kDa antigen protein-like. The record is from RefSeq and is a predicted model, not a curated record. The transcript has 3 exons. The coding region runs from base 104 to 541 and encodes 145 amino acids. NCBI's taxonomy places the organism in Eukaryota, Metazoa, Arthropoda, Insecta, Hemiptera, Phylloxeridae.
UAAUUAUAACAUGACAUUUUAUUAUAAAAUAAACUGAUAAGUCUAUGCAUAAAUUUAUUGGAACUUUUUAAACGAAAUUAUACAACUUACAAAGAAUUUUAACAUGAAAAUUUUCUUUGCAAAUAUCAUAUUAUUGGUUGUUUUACAACAAACCCGUUCUUUUUUGCUCAAGAACAGAACCGAAUCUACAGUCUCUGAUUUACCCGAGAACACAGCAGAAUCUACAGUCUCUGAUUUACCCGAGAACACAGCAGAAUCUGCAGUCUCUGAUUUACCCGAGAACACAGCAGAAUCUGCAGUCUCUGAUUUACCCGAGAACACAGCAGAAUCUACAAUGUCUGAUGGACCAAAAAGUAUUCCUGAAAAGUCCAUUUCUAAAUGUUAUGAAUGUGGCUUUUUUAAUGGAUGUUACAAAUUUUCUCCAGAUAGUACAGACUUUUAUUGUGAGAAAUGUUAUGAUAAAUUGAAAUUUAUUUAUUAUAGACAUCAUCCAAAAUCUUGGAUGCCUAUCGGUAGCAAUAAAGCUAAUAUACCAUAUUAAUGUUUUUCUCAAAUACAACUUACUAAAUAAAUAAAAAUAUAAUUA